UUAAGCGAGGACGUGGGAUCUCAUCUUGUAACAUGUGGAGUCCAGCGAGGCAAUCAUAGAUUUGGAAGUAUUUACGAAAGUAGAAGAGAAGGGCGAAAGCAAAAGCAGAAAGAAGAAGAAGAAGAUGAUGAAGGUUUGGAUGUUGGUUUUGGUGUUGAGCAUCAGUGCGAUUGGGUUUUGUAAUGGACUAGAUCUACCACCAUGCCUCACGCCGCUAUCUCCAUGCAUUAAUUUUUUGAACUCCACUGACCCACCCCAAACUUGCUGCAAUCCAAUCAAAGAAAUGAACGCAGCCCAGAAUUCAUGUUUCUGCGAACUUGCAUUAACUCCUCCUGGAGCACUUGAAGCUUUGGGUAUCACUAUCCCUCAGGCUCUUCAACUUGCUCAAUCUUGCGGCGUCAACUUCAAAAUCACCUCCUGCAAAGCUCCGCCUCCGUCGUUGCUGCCGCCUUCGGCAACGGUGGGAGGUGAUGAAGGAGGCACAUGCAGAGCUACAUUCAGUGGGUUCUCCUUCGCACUGUUCUUGGGUGUUUACGCUGUGUUUAAUUAGGAUGAUUAAUUUUCCCUUCACAAAACCUUGCUUGGAUUCGAGUUAAUAAUUAAUUUCCAUUGUUCAUCAAUA
Molecule: messenger RNA, 622 nt
Organism: Vigna umbellata (rice bean)
Lineage: Eukaryota; Viridiplantae; Streptophyta; Magnoliopsida; Fabales; Fabaceae
Source: RefSeq, a predicted model, not a curated record